This is a messenger RNA of Fomitiporia mediterranea MF3/22, 771 nucleotides long. Its product is annotated as thaumatin-like protein. Gene Ontology annotation, cellular component: extracellular region. NCBI's taxonomy places the organism in Eukaryota, Fungi, Basidiomycota, Agaricomycetes, Hymenochaetales, Hymenochaetaceae. The coding region runs from base 1 to 771 and encodes 256 amino acids. The transcript is spliced from 8 exons. The record is from RefSeq and is a predicted model, not a curated record. Gene Ontology annotation, biological process: defense response.
AUGGUCUUCAAAAUCUAUGUUUCAGGUGCUUUUCUUGCUUUUGUGACAGGAGCAUCCGCUAGAACUUUCACGGUGAAGAAUAAUUGCUCCUUCACCGUGUGGCCAGCUAUUUUCACGGAUCUAAACGUCGGUAAAGCCGUUCCGGAUCAGCCAACAGGCUGGGAGGCUGCGUCUGAAACGUCCGUAAGCUUCACUGUUCCGGACAAUUGGAAGGCUGGCCGUAUUUGGGGUCGUCGCGAAUGCGAUUUCAGCACCGUUCAGGGCCCAACCUCGUGUGUAACUGGUGGAUGCAAUGGAGGUCUCUUAUGCAACAACUCGACUGGAACUGGAGUACCGCCCGUAACACUCGCUGAGUGGACUCUCCAAGGUGAUGGGAACCAAGACUUUUAUGAUGUCUCGUUGGUUGAUGGCUUCAACGUGCCUUUGAGCGUCACAAACAACGUUGGUUGCCCAACAGCGGACUGCCCCACUGAUUUGAAUGCCAAUUGUCCGAGUGUACUGCAAUUGAACGACACAUCGGGAGCCGUCGCUGGAUGCAAGACUGCUUGUCUUGCAAACCUUGAUGGGGAUCAAACUGACUCUGCAAACUGUUGCUCUGGCUCGCACGACACGGCCGCAACUUGCCCUAGUUCCGGCGUACAGUUCUAUACUUACUUCAAGGAUGGAUGCCCUAACGCGUAUGCUUAUGCUUACGAUGAGAGCAGCGGCACUGCGCUUUGGACUUGCAACUCGACUCUGGCGGCUGAUUAUACUGUUACGUUCUGCCCUUGA